Molecule: messenger RNA, 864 nt
Organism: Trametes versicolor FP-101664 SS1
Lineage: Eukaryota; Fungi; Basidiomycota; Agaricomycetes; Polyporales; Polyporaceae
Exons: 3
Coding region: 1-864 (287 amino acids)
Source: RefSeq, a predicted model, not a curated record
AUGCCUGCCGUUGCUGCUCGCGAUUUGUGGCCCGGUGUUCAAAAUCUCCAAUAUCUCGUCGUAUUCGGAGCCUCGUACUGCGAUGUUGGCUACAACUCGAAGGCGCCCCGCCCUUCGGCAGAGAAUCCGCUUGGAGUAAAGUUUCCUGGCGAAACCUGGUGUGGCCAUUACGAUGGGGCGACAAACACAAUUACCUGCGAGCCUAACUGGGUCGGACAUCUCCUCCAGCUCAUCCAGGAUCAGAGAGCCCAUCCUUCUCUGCUCGUGUAUGACUACGCUCUAGGCGGGGAUCGUGUGGAUGGCGUACAUCGUCAAGUCCACAAAGACUUCUUGCCUCACCUGGCGACGAAGCCAGACUGGGCGCCAUGGACCGCGAACGACACGCUGUUCGUGACGUGGGUUGGUAUCAACGACUGCUCUUGGAAUAUGGAUACCCCCAAUCCUACUGCAUCUUCGCAGGAAAGCAUACGUGCGCUCUUUGCGAUCCAACAGGAACUUUACGAGGCCGGGGCGCGCAACUUCUGUUUCAUCGAUGUUCCCCCUACAUACGACUUCUCUGGGCCAGGACCGAAGCCACAAAAGCUCCAAGACGGCGUCUUGGAGUGGAAUUCCGCUCUCAGUGGGGCUUCGGCAAAGUUUGCCGCUGAACAUACGGAUGCCACGGUCCUGGUCUGGUCUUCGUGGAGGCUGUUCAGCGAUAUCCUCGCCAAUCCUGCAGCUUAUGGCUUCUCUCAGGAGGACGCCGCCAAAGAAGAGGGAGCGAUCUUCGAGGAUGGCCUGCACCCAACUUCUGCAGUCCAUCGCGUGAUCGCACAAGAGCUACUGGAGUUCCUGUCGACCGUGACGCGGCCAGAGGAGGCGUGA